UUCAUCUUCAGCUGAUGACAAGUGAGAAAACAACCAUUGCAAAUUUGCAAUAUUGCAUGGUGCCGUGACUGCCGUCACCUAGGGCUUUCACAGCACUAACACUCCCAAGUCCCAAUUCCCAAAUCGAAGCUGCUCUCCGCCUCUCCGGCCUCCGCCAGUCCGCCGCGCUCUACGCCUCCUGUCGGCUGUGUCCUGCCGUGCUGGUUCAUCGCUGCCGAGUGUCGAAGACGAAGCACCAAGAUCUCACUGGUUCAUCGCUGGUUCAUCACUGCUCAUCUCUGGCUCGCUUAGGGGAGACUAGGAUUUUUAUGUCGAGACCAAGCAGGCUUCAUUUACGUUCACUCAGCGACUAAACCAGAAAACCCCGCCGCCGGCAGUGUGCCACGAGCCAGGGGCAUUUGGGACAUCUUCAGAAUCUUUCAAGCCACCUACAUUCAAGCCGUCGGGCUAAUUCCGAUAAAGACGACGCCAAAUUUAAGAUCUGACGGAGAUUUCACAUUAACGAUAUGGCCAAAGAGAACAACUCCUCCGCUAUGGAUGUGGACAACCAGAAUUCGGAAUCCGUUGAUCAGAUUAAUAGCCCUAGGUUCUCUAUCAAUGUUUUGCAGCUCUUGAAAUCCGCUCAGAUGCAGCAUGGAUUGCGGUUUGGCGAUUACGCUCGUUACCGGAGGUACUGUACUGCUCGGCUCAGGAGAUUGUACAAGUCGUUGAAAUUCACGCAUGGCCGUGGUAAAUAUAGUAAAAGGGCGAUUACAGCUUCUAUGGUCACUGAAGUGAGGUAUCUUCAUGUGGUUCUUUAUACAGCAGAAAGAGCUUGGAGCCAUGCUAUGGAAAAGAAAACGCUGCCAGAUGGUCCAAAUGCACGUCAGCGUGGCUAUCUGAUUGGUAGGCUGCGAAAAGCAGUCAAAUGGGCUACUUUGUUUCAAGACUUGUGUUCCAUUAAGGGAGAUUCUAGGACAUCUUUGGAAGCAGAGGCCUAUGCAGCUUAUAUGAGGGGAAAUUUGUUAUUUGAACAAGAUCAGAAUUGGGAAGUUGCACUGAAGAGUUUCAAAAGUGCCAGGGCUGUUUAUGAGGAACUUGGGAAAUAUGGAGACCUUGAGAACCAAGUUUUGUGCCGUGAGCGGGUUGAGGAAUUAGAACCUAGCAUAAGAUACUGCUUACACAAAAUUGGCGAGUCAAAUUUACAAACUUCUGAAUUGUUACGCAUAGGUGAAAUGGAAGGACCUGCUUUGGACCUGUUUAGAGCAAAGUUGGAGGCUGUUAUGUCUGAGGCUAGGUCCCAGCAGGCUGCAUCAAUGACAGAAUUCCAUUGGCUUGGGCACCGAUUUCCAAUAUCAAACGCAAAAACAAGGGUGUCCAUACUGAAAGCUCAGGAACUGGAGAAGGACAUUCAUGGCCCAAAAGCAGACUCUCUUCCGGCAGAUAAAAGACUUGCCACAUUUGACAAAAUAUUUGCUGCAUAUAAUGAAGCCAGAAGCUGCAUUCGCAAUGAUUUGGCUAGUGCAGGAAAUUCUGAAAGCAUGAAAGAUGAUCUUAGUGGCCUUGAUAAAGCUAUUGGUGCUGUUUUAGGACAGCGAACCAUCGAAAGGAACCAGUUAUUGGUUAGCAUUGCUAUAAGCAAACUCAAUAAGGUCCGUGAUGAUAAGAAUGAAAAAGUUACCAAGCCUGAAGAGCUUGUCCGACUAUAUGACCUUUUGUUACAGAAUGCUGCUGAUCUUUCUGAUUUAGUUAGCUCUGGAAGAGAUAGAAAGCCAGAAGAGUUGGCUUUUGCUGAAGAGUGUGAGCUCAAAAGUUUGGUUUUCAGAGCUGAAAGGUGUUUCUAUUUAGCCAAAUCCUAUAGUUUGGCUGGAAAGAGAACAGAAGCCUAUGCUUUGUACUGCAAAGUUCGCUUUCUAGCUGAUACAGCCCUUAAAGAGCUUCAAAAUUUGAAGACAGCUGAUCAGGCUGUGAUAAAGGAGUUGCAGACACUGCAAAAAGAAAGUAGAUCAAACAGCUGUAUAGAGCAUGCAUUAGCCAUCAUGGAGGAAGAGCAGGCUCCAGAAAAGCUAUCACAAAAGAUUUCAACUAUAUCAUUGACUGGAAAGGAUAAGAAGUUGGAGAAAUUUCUUAUGGACAACCUGGAUGUGUAUGAAUCAGCAGUGGAUGCCAGUGUCAAGUCAAUGUCACGUAUUGAGCGCUUCCCACCUUCAUUCCAGGCAGCUGCUCGGAGUCCAAUAGUUCUUGACCUGGCAUAUAAUCUAAUAGAAUGCCCAUCACUGGAGAACAGGACAAAGAAGGACAAGAAAAGCUUUUUAGGUAGACUUUGGAGAUGAGUAGGUUUAUUGCGGAGUAUUUUUUUUGUUUUGCGAGUUUUUAUAUCCAUCCAGUGAGUGAUACUCGUGAAAGAUUGACCAUUCAGCGACGAUGAGUUGUGGCAACUUUUGUGGCACUCGGAAAAGAUUCAAAUCGCCAUCAAAAUUUUGGCUCUCUAGAUUCUGUAAAACAAUAGAUGGUACUUCGAAUUGAAUUACAAUAAUAAUUUGCGAAUUUUGUAAUUUAAUUGGUUACGUGGCAAAUCAAGGAAAAUGACCGAGUGAGAUUUGGAGACUUUAA
Molecule: messenger RNA, 2592 nt
Organism: Coffea eugenioides
Lineage: Eukaryota; Viridiplantae; Streptophyta; Magnoliopsida; Gentianales; Rubiaceae
Product: signal recognition particle subunit SRP68-like
Exons: 14
Coding region: 507-2312 (601 amino acids)
Biological process (GO): SRP-dependent cotranslational protein targeting to membrane
Cellular component (GO): signal recognition particle, endoplasmic reticulum targeting
Molecular function (GO): endoplasmic reticulum signal sequence receptor activity; signal recognition particle binding; 7S RNA binding
Source: RefSeq, a predicted model, not a curated record